This is a messenger RNA of Pogona vitticeps (central bearded dragon), 2632 nucleotides long. The record is from RefSeq and is a predicted model, not a curated record. Lineage: Eukaryota; Metazoa; Chordata; Lepidosauria; Squamata; Agamidae.
CAGCCAGCUCACCUUGUCAGGUUGUGCUGUGGACCGGUGGUUCCAGCCGGGCAGGCCAAGAAAGGUGAAUGCCUUGUGCCGUGCAGCCGGUAUCCUGAGAUCUAGCUUGCCAGCAGCAGCCAUGUCCAAGGACGAAACUGGCUGUAAGCUGGCCCCUGUUUACAAGCACAAGGAGCGCAAACCCAAGAAGCCUCAUUACAUUCCUAGGCCAUGGGGGAAGCCCUAUAAUUACAAGUGUUUCCAGUGCCCGUUCACCUGCAUGGAGAAAUCCCACCUUUACAAUCACAUGAAGUACAGCCUGUGUAAGAACUCCUUGUCUUUGCUGAUCGAGUCGGACUGGCCCUACAAGAAAGGGACUCCUUCACCCGGAGCUCCGACUCCUGCAUGCCACGGAAGCUUCCCGCGCUCUGGAGCAGGCAAAGCUAUGGGGAUGGACGGGUCAGAGAAAAUGAGCGACGAAACCAACCAGUUCCAAGAGGAGGAGGAGGAGGAGGAGGAAGAGGAAGGGACACCCCUGUUACCGGAGGCUGAUGUGGGUGAGAAAAAAGGGGAAGCCAAAGAAGCCGAUUCCGUUGGGGAGUCAAGAGAGGCCGACAUGAACACCCUGCUCUUCCGAUUCAAAAACAAAAGAGACAAGCCGUGUAAAGACCCCGCGCCUGAUUUUAUCAUCACCGAUGUUUUCUCCUUAAAGAAACAGGUGAUGAAAGGGAAGGAGCCCACCUCUCCAGAGUUGGAGGCCAAGGCAAAGCAUGGCAGAGCGCCCAAGAAAUGCCCAGGGAAUGGUGCGGUCCUCAUGGAGCAAUGGAAGUUAGUGGCCAAUGGCCAACGGAGAGGCGCCGGUGAAAUCCCAGCGCCCUGCCCCAAUGGGAACAUCAUCCCUUGUUAUCCACCUCCAGCCUACGGGGAGUUCCAUGAACCCCAGAGCCUCAAUCUCUCCUUGCUGGGGAUUAACUAUCCGCUGAACCCCAACCUCUUCUCUUACUUUGGUCCUACCGUGGCCAACAAUGCCACUCCACAAUCCCACCUCACCCAACUUCCUUUCCUGGCGUCCACUGCCCAGCUGAUGCAUCCCCACUCUGCUCAUUUCCAGCCCCUGCAAAGUCCAGACAGGUCCACGCUUCUCCCGCGCUUCUACUACCCCUUGCUCUUUGAGCACUCCUUCGGCUCCGCGGAAAGCAAAAUGGCGGCCACCAAGCCUGAGGCUCAGCCGCAACCAGGAGCGGCCAUGGGGGUCCCCUCUCAGGCCAAAACUCCCCAGGAGCCGGCCAAAGCAGGGCUGUUGAAAGUCCCUGUGCUGAAGGGUGGCCUUCCUUGGGUGAAAGGUUUCCACGAAGAACCUCCUCCAGAGCAAAGCCCCAAGACCUUGCUCCACCAGGAGGAAGACGAAAAGUGGCUGAUCCAUGAAAAGGAGACCAACGCCUUGCUCAACAGCCUCUGCAAAAAGCCAAUGCCCGAUGCCUACCAGAACCUGGUGGGUAUGAAAGAUGGCGGUCCUCUCCUCCCCAACAGCCUCAGGAAGGCAGAAAUGCCAAUGGCGACUUGCUUGGACAGUGGCGGAACCACCAUCAACAACCUGAAGAGGAAAUUUCCAGGCAAUGGCCUUGAUUUAUUAGGCACCAGCAUGCUGACCACGAGGAAAGUGAGAUACCAAGCCAGCAAUUUAAGAGCUGCCCCCGCUCAGCCCUCGAGGCCCCUGGACCACUGGCAUGUGGAACUCCAUGCCUGCCCACCAGAAGACCAACAGAAGACCAGUGGCCCUGACCUUUUACCUCCUGUGAUCACAGACCCAGAUCAUUCUUUUUUUAAGCCAAGCAAAGAGCAAACAAUAACUUUUGGCCCGAGAGACCCAGAAGCCACUGCGCUCAUUGAGGACUUGUCCAAGACCUUAGAGGAGUAUCAGGAGGUGGAGAAGAAGCUCUCAGACAUGGCCAAAGAGGACAGCCCGGCACAGAAGCAGCUCAGAAGCCAAUUGGUCAAAAUUCGCCAGGAACUUUUCCAUAUCCACGAAGCCCUGGAGAAAGCAACCAAAUCUACUGAAGGCCCUUUAGAUCUCUCAGUGAAGAAGUCCUCCAAAGAUCUGGAGAAAGGGUACUUAGACCUGAAGGAGUCUAAGAUGACCGCCAAGGGUGGGAGAGUCCAAGGCAAAGAUCUGGAUUCUAUCAACAGAUGUUUGGCCGUGGAUGAAGAAAGUCAAGGGGACGAGGUGUCCAAUUGUCUCCUUGAGACCGAGAACAAAACCAUUGACUUGCUGAUCAAGAUGAGCCGCUCGGAGAGUCUCCAGGCUGCCUGUUCUGAGGCCCAUUUGGGAGCUGUCAUCAAAGCUGAGGUGCUCCCCCUCAACGUACCUCUAGAACUCAGGCACGUCAUGGAGCCAUACUACAGCCGUACCACCAAAUGCGAGGCCGAUUCCAGCGUCCUGCUCUGUACGGAUGGGAGACCCAACCCCAGCCAAGGGCCUCCGCUCCCCGUUACCGAAGACGUCCCGUUGGGAUGUAGGGCCCUCCCUCGUUCCUUGUCAUGCGCUCUGCCCAGCGAGACGGAGGGCGUUUGCCUUCACAGUCCCUUAAGUACAGAUCCAUGAUGCACUCCGUCUCCGUCAGUCAAGAGCGUUUUGACUUUUUAUUUUGAAAAU